Messenger RNA from Anopheles stephensi (Asian malaria mosquito), 2232 nucleotides. It is a transcript of the gene Tat, whose product is annotated as tyrosine aminotransferase. Bases 702 to 2045 code for a protein of 447 amino acids. Gene Ontology annotation, molecular function: pyridoxal phosphate binding; L-tyrosine:2-oxoglutarate transaminase activity. The record is from RefSeq and is a predicted model, not a curated record. The transcript has 3 exons. Gene Ontology annotation, biological process: biosynthetic process; aromatic amino acid metabolic process. NCBI's taxonomy places the organism in Eukaryota, Metazoa, Arthropoda, Insecta, Diptera, Culicidae.
AAUCCAACUGGUUCGGGAUGCGGCGAAGGUUUAUAAACGCCCGCGAUACCACGGUACGGCGGCUAGUAGUGAACUGGUAUCCAAACGACCAAGCGAACCUCAUCCCGAAAUCGAAUCAAACUGGAUUUUCCCCCAAAAAAAACCCGCUGACUGGGGACGACACGGCGAACAGCAUCUCAACUGUGAAACAUCUUCCAUACACACAUAUAUGAAUAAUAGGUGAAGCUACCAUCAACAUCAGUGCAUUUUGAACGUCUAGUGUGUGUGGUUGUGUGUGCGUGUGUUGACAACUCCACGGAUGUAGUGCGCAAGGAGUGAGAGCAGUUGCUAAUUAUUGCGUUUUUGGUCCCCCAUCCCGGGAAAGUGCGCCCAAACAGUGUGCCUUGAUGUAAGCCCAUCUCUAAGGUGAUGUCCUGCGACUAAGAAGGGGUUAGUUACUAGUGACUUGCCAAACUGUACCUUGCCGAAUGAGCAACACCCUUCCCGGAUCCCCCUUGACGUUGCCCAGUGAGUGAGAGACUAAGCGAAGAUUGAUUGUGAUUGUGGAUAUCCUGAGAGUACCGGGUAGGUGGGUGUCUUCCGCAACGUGACAGACGGGGAAAGGAUUAGAGAGAGAGAGAGAGAAGAUCGCAUCGUACCCGGCAGUACACCUCGGAUAGUCAGAAAAGCUGUUUGCAGCCAACGUUCCUGCCCUGGUGACUAUGAAAGAUCUGGCCGAUCUACCAACGACGCUACAGCAACUCAACACUCAGCGCCCGAUCAAGAGCAAGCGCAACCGAUGGAACGUGGCAAUUUCGGACUUCGCCCGGCUCACCCAUAACCCAAUCCGUGCCAUCGUCGAGGGACUCAAUAUCGAACCGAACCCGAACAAGCCCCUGAUCGCACUCUCCAUAGGCGAUCCGACCACGUUCGGGAACCUCAAACCCUCGCCGGAAACAAUCGACGCGAUCCGUCAGGCGAUCGAGGACGGCACCGGUAACGGGUAUGCGCCCGCGAACGGCCAUCUUGAAGCGCGCGAAGCGGUCGCCCGGUACGUCCAGCAUCAGGGCCCGGUCACGCCGAACGAUGUGAUCCUGUGCAGCGGUUGCAGCAGCUCGCUGGACCUCUGCAUCUCGGUGCUCGGCGGUCCGGGGAAGAACAUUCUGAUCCCGAAACCGGGCUUCUCGAUCUACCGCACGCUGGCGGAAGGGUUCGGUAUCGAGUGCCGCACGUACGAUCUGCUGCCGGAACGGAACUGGGAGGCCGAUCUGGUGCAGCUCGAGCAGCUGAUCGACGAGCAGACGUGCGCACUGGUCGUCACGAACCCGGGCAACCCGUGCGGCAGCGUCUUUCCCCGGGCCCACCUCGAAGCGAUCGUCGACAUUGCCGAGCGCCAUUUUGUGCCGAUCAUUGCGGACGAGAUAUACGAGCAUUUCGUCUUUCCCGGGCACGAGUUCCACGCGGUCAGCUCGCUGUCCGGCCGGGUGCCGGUGCUGUCCUGCGGCGGGCUGACGAAGCGCUUCCUCGUGCCCGGCUGGCGCAUGGGCUGGAUCAUCGUGCACGACCGGGAAGGGGCGUUUGCGGAGGUUCGCCGCGGUCUCGCGAAUCUCUCCGUGCGCAUCCUCGGCAGCAACACGCUGGUGCAGCGCGCUCUGCCGGCCAUUCUGGACAACACACCGAACGACUUUUUCGAUGAUUUAGUGGCGACGCUGCAUCGCCACGCUGAGAUGGCGUACAAGGCGAUCAAGCAGAUACGCGGCCUCAACCCGAUCAUGCCCGGUGGCGCGAUGUACAUGAUGGUGGGCAUCGACGUCGAGCACUUUCCCGAGUUCGAAACCGACCUGAGCUUCGUCGAGGCGCUCGUCCACGAGCAGAGCGUGUUCUGUCUGCCUGGCCAGUGCUUCGAGUAUCCCAACUACUUCCGGCUGGUGCUGACCGUGCCCGAGACGAUGAUUGUCGAGGCGGUGAAGCGGCUGGAGGAGUUCUGCGAGCAGCACUACAAGCUCGACAACGACAUCCUGCUGCAGCAGCAGAACGGACUGCUCAAUCAGAUGACACUGCUGUGAAGGGCUUCAAGACUUCUUUAUAAGUGUCGUUACACACCCCAACAGACACACACACACACAUACACACGUAACAGAACAAUGUGUUAGCGAGAGCAGAGACAGAUAUUCUCUUCAAAUGUUAAGUACGUAAGCUAUCCUUCUGUCUUGGGAAAUAAAGGUGAUUUUUUUCAAUUUAUUUUUUUCAAAA